UUCGCGCGGCGAGCGUGCUCCAGCGAACAGCAGCAGCGGAGUUCCGUGCCCCUUGUGUUGGGUGUCGGUGUCGGGCCCGCGGUUCUCUGCACGGAGGGGUAGCAACGGGUUGUGAUCAGCGCGCUUCAACAUCCAAGAUGUCGUCGUCGGACACCCAGGCGACGAACCGGACUUGGGAGCUGAGCCUGUACGAGCUGAACAGGACCCCGCAGGAGGUCAUCACGGACAGCACCGAGAUCGCAGUGUCACCGCGCAGCCUGCACAGUGAGCUCAUGUGCCCCAUUUGCCUGGACAUGCUCAAGAACACCAUGACCACCAAGGAGUGCCUGCACCGCUUUUGUCAGGAGUGCAUCAUCACGGCGUUGCGCAGCGGCAACAAGGAGUGCCCGACGUGCCGCAAGAAGCUGGUGUCCAAGCGCUCGCUGCGAGCGGACCCCAACUUCGACAUGCUCAUUGCCAAGAUCUACCCGAGCCGGGAUGAGUACGAGGCCCACCAGGAGCGCGUCCUUGCCAAGCUGAACCGGCAGCACUCGCAGGCCCUGGCACACAGCAUCGAGGAGGGCAUGCGCAUGCAGGCUCUCAACCGCAACCAACGCGUGCGCAAGCACGGUGGCGACGAGAACAACGGCAGCAGUGGACCGGCAACCCCAGCUGCCACCGCGUGCGUGUCAAUGCCGGCUUCUGGCGCAACAUCAAACAGUGGCGGCCACCAGGUCGCGAGCACUGCCACCCCAACCAUGCCCACCUCUUUCUCGGGGGCGGCUGCUCCUACGGCCAGCAGUACAGUGCAACAGCAGCAACAGCAGCUGCAGCAACAACAGCAGCAACAGCAGCAACAACACCAGCAGCAGGAGCAGCAGCAGCAACAACAACCACCACAACAGCAGCAGCAACAGCAGCCACAGCAGUUGCAGCAGCAGCAGCCGCCACCACGUCAGACACCGACCCCCGGCAGCUGCAGCGAUGCUACCAACCAGAGCAGCACCAGCAGUGUGGGCUCCUCGCAGCCACGCAAGAGGCCUAAGACGCAGCAGGCCGCGACCUGCUCCAACGACACGGAGUCCGCCGGAGGGGAGACCGAGGAGACAGACGCGGAGGACGGUGACGCCGCCCUCAACAGCGAGAUCGAGCUCGUGUUCAAACCGCAGCCGCAGAUGAUGCUGGAGGACUCCAGUGCGCAGGUCCGCUACAUCAAGACCACGGCAAAUGCAACUGUGGACCACCUCUCCAAGUACCUGGCGAUGCGUUUGGCCCUGGACAAGUUUGAGCAGGACGCGUCAGCUCCCCGCAGUGUGGCGCCGUUCGUCAUCUACAUUGCUGUUACACCUGGCCAGUUCACCCCCCUUCAGGGUAGCAUGACGCUUGAUCAGGUCAACGAGAAGUACUGGAAGGUCAACAAGCCCCUGGAGAUGUACUACGCACACCGGAAGGCUUGAAGCGGCAUCAGUAGCUCUCUCUGUUGCCUUGCAAAACUACCAAUGUGCUGUGAACUUGCGUGAUGUGCGUGCAUGUGUAAGUGUGCAUCUCUGGCAAGACACGUCGGCAUCGUUGCGGCGAAUGGUGAAAACCGUUACGUGGAGAAGCCGCUCUGGUGUGGAAGCCGUGCAGCGUUAAGUUUACCUUUGACCCCCUGCCGCAUGAGAGUUUCUCAAUAUUACCUGGAGGGAAAUUUGGUUACGCGGUGCUGUUGCGCGCAUGGGAAUGCCAGGAAGUCCAGGUUUCGGGUUGGCAUCUUUUCAUCAGAGAGCCAGGAUACCUUGAAGACGCGUCUGGAGAACGGCAUUACGUUUGUCACAGUGGUUAGGUGCCUACUAAUGCAGUGUGUACAAUGGUGUCAUUUUUUUUGUUUUUGUUUUCUUUCUCUGUUAUGUAAGAGCACUUUUUGCUCAAGCAUAAGCACUUGUGUCACGUUUAUUUAUUACAUAGCGCACGUAUUGUACAGUUAAAUCAAAGAUGAAAAAAAAAAGUUGUGGCAGGCUAUGGUACUGGGGGGCCGCUGUAGUUGAGAAAAGAUGGAAUCUGCACUCGCUUGCACGUCAAUUUCAUUUGUAUACUUAUGUUAUCUUUGUUUACAGAGAAAAAAUGGAAUCUACACUCGCUUGCACGUCACUUUCAUUUGUAUACUUAUGUUAUCUUUGUUUACAGAGAAAGGUGGAAUCUGCACUCGCUUGCAAGUCAAUUUCAUUUGUAUACUUAUGUUAUUGUUGUUUACAAAGAAAAGAUGGAAUCUGCAUUCGCUUGCACAUCAAUUUCAUUUGUAUACUUAUGUUAUCUUUGUUUACUUGUACUAUAUGUGAUUAAACUUAGAUGAAUUAAAUUUCAAUCAAGGAUGCACGCCAUGUUAAUCAAGCCUUUCUAUUAAGAUUUCAUUCGAAGAAAACUUUUUUCUUUCUUCAGACGUAGCCAUGUUUUAGGCCAGCCUGCAUUCAUGACAAGCCGAACCGCUGUCGAACCACUUGUAUUCCGGCAUUCCAUUGUAGUGCCCGUUGAGAAACUUGCAUAGAAAGUAGCAUCAGAUUUCCCACUGGGCAAUAUUGUAAAAAACUCUUAUACCCUUCCUCACCCCAUCUCCCUUUCUCUCAUUUUUCACCCUCCCCUUUUCCUUGUGUCUGUGAAAAGUGUUCAGCAUCAACUCCUGGAGCCUACAUGUGUGCAAGUUGUCGGUGCUGGGUUAUGCAAGAGUGGACUGAGUGACGUGUAAGAGGUACGGGGUGUCGUUUGACGAUUGGCAGUGGCAGUUGAACUGACUGCAAUCCUUCGAGGCAACAGCCUUCGAAGACAGCCAAGAUCUUGAGCACAAUGGAUUACUGGCAUUAUUGUUCUGCCACUGAUUGUGAGUCUAUGAUUAUUAUUAUUUUUGUUUUCCCAAGGAACAAUGAAUUCUAUAAAAUGAUCAGUUUCUUGUGUGGUAGCAUUGCAACAUUGUAAAUAUUUUCUGAUGGCCAAAAUACAGUGCUCAAAGCAUUUCA
This is a messenger RNA of Dermacentor silvarum, 2969 nucleotides long. RefSeq names its product E3 ubiquitin-protein ligase RING2 (gene Sce). Gene Ontology annotation, cellular component: PcG protein complex; ubiquitin ligase complex. Gene Ontology annotation, molecular function: chromatin binding; ubiquitin protein ligase activity. Lineage: Eukaryota; Metazoa; Arthropoda; Arachnida; Ixodida; Ixodidae. The record is from RefSeq and is a predicted model, not a curated record. The transcript is spliced from 5 exons. The coding region runs from base 138 to 1436 and encodes 432 amino acids.